Molecule: messenger RNA, 2145 nt
Organism: Dichotomopilus funicola
Lineage: Eukaryota; Fungi; Ascomycota; Sordariomycetes; Sordariales; Chaetomiaceae
Exons: 2
Coding region: 1-2145 (714 amino acids)
Source: RefSeq, a predicted model, not a curated record
AUGGCGCAGCUAUCUACUCCGCUACCGCCUACGAGCGAGCCCGAAUCCCAGGCCACCGAGAUACAUCUAGAUGCCGACCUAGACGAUGAGUCCUUCACCUUACCGCCUGAGCAAGCUUCACAAACCAACCGGUUUCGUGAGGAACUCCGCACUUGUGAGACCGACAUGGAGAGAUAUGAACUGUGCGUACAGAAACGAGAUGAGUUACUGAACCGCCAUGCCGGAUUACAAUUACUCAUCUCCACGUGCGAGCUAAUCAUGUCGACCGAGUGUCCUACAUACCAACGGAGAAAGCGAGCCCGGCGCGGAGAUUCCGGUCAGGAGGACGACGCAGAGCAGUGGCAUCGCUUCCUAGGGCUUGCUACUGAAGGAGAUAGGAUUAAAUCGAAUUGUCUUUCUGCCCUCAAGGAAGUCGCCCGCUGCUGGGGCCGCCAGGUCACGCAGCACUACCAUUGGGCCUCUAGAAGGGAAAAAUAUUGCAACCAGCUCCGUGCCGCCGCACGAAAAGUGCCCCAGUGGGACAACGCCGUGACGGGCCUGAAUUGGUCAAUUCUCCAACGAUCAGAAAACGUCCGGCGGCGACCGGUAAAGGCGUCGGUGAACCCGAUCGAACAGCAGGACCUGGAAUAUCUCAAGACUUGGUCUCAACGUGCACCUUUUGAAAACCCGCUGCCCAUCAAUCACACACCACACGGCCUUGGAUUCGACCGUUUCGGCCUCCUGGUCCACAAAGAAUUUGCUCUCAUCUUGCCACAGGUCGACGGAGCCGGCAGUAUAGGCUUGUCAGCCUCCCUGGAAGGCCAUUUCGACACCUCUAUAAGUAUCCACUUACCAGAAGCCGAGGAGUUGGAGACAUCGAAUCAGACAUCACGAGAUCCAAUCAGUGCUGUGAUAACCGAGCCCCCGAACAUGUCAAGCCGUCGGCGUCGAUCCUCGCUAUCCGAUAUCGCCCAGCCAAAGCGCCCCCGGAUCGACACGCCUCUGGUAUUCACCGGAAGGCCUGGAGCUUCCGAAGACCGGCCUGCCCAGGAUCACACACCUAACGACGCCUACCGGCGACGGGUAUUGGCCGAAUUGGAACAGGCGACGCCGUUGCCAGGAUCGCACGGCGAGGUGACAAACCAUCUUCUUCGCGAAUUGCUAGUCAAGGUGCAGCACCCGAACACGGGGAGCAGCCGUGGAGCCGUCGAAGCCUUUUUCUGCACUGGCGAUGAAGCAGCGCACAUGGUCGAGACGCAGUCUUCUGGCCACUCCCCAAUCAUUACGAAGGACCAGCAGCCGUUCCAGUGGGGCAAUAAGGGCCGACCGAUUGAGCAGUUCUUGCGGCGAUUUUGUGUGUUAGAUUUGACUGUCUCGGUGCAAAUCCCCUCUCACCCAUCUACAAAGCAAUCCUUCGAAGCUCGCAAGCUUGGAGAAGUUAAGGAACGGUUCCUCAACGGGGAGGACACAAGCGACCCGUGGAAUAUCCUGGAUCUUCAGAGCCCUAUACAGUGUAUCCACCCUAAGUUUUUGACCGGAGAAAACUGUGGGCUGUUUUAUGACGUCAGAAAUUCGGCUUUGAUGGAGGGCAGCGCCGAAAGAGUAACGGCGUCUCCACACAAGUGGACCGAGUGGAAGGACGUCGACACAUGGGCGCUGCUCUCUGAAGGCGGGCAUCACACGGCUCCACACAUGGACAGCCAUGGUUAUUCCACUUGGAUUACAUGCCAAGAAGGGUUCAUUGGGUUUGGCUGGAUGUCAUGCCCGACAGAAGAAGAGCGGGAAGGGUGGAUGGCUGAACCACACCGGUAUACCGGCGGCCGGUGGAGGUACAUCAUCCUUAAGCCGGGUCAAACCGUCUUCUUUGGCCCGGGAACGAUUCACUUUGUUUUUCGAGCACGAGCAUAUCAAACUCUUGGUCUCGGCGGUCAUAUCCUACUGUGGUCUGGUAUCGAAUGGUGGAUCCGAAUUGUCCUUGCGGAGCUGAAAAACCCGGCAAUCACGAAUGAGGAGAUGAAAAAGAGCGCGCCAAAACUCGUCCGUGCGGUGACAAGGCUGGUGGAAGCCAAAGUGAACGAGGGCAGGAAAGAGGAGCUGGGUGGUGAGGACGCAGUCAACAAGUUCUUUAAAUCUGUGAAGGUAAGAUCUUAUAACGAGAGGCUUUGA